Messenger RNA from Opisthocomus hoazin, 1593 nucleotides. The record is from RefSeq and is a predicted model, not a curated record. Lineage: Eukaryota; Metazoa; Chordata; Aves; Opisthocomiformes; Opisthocomidae.
CCCGGCCACUUCGAAGUCGUCAAGCUGCUGGUGAGUCACGGCGCCAACGUGAACCACACCACGGUGACCAACUCGACUCCCCUGAGGGCCGCGUGCUUCGACGGCAGGCUGGACAUCGUGAAAUACCUGGUGGAAAACAAUGCCAACAUCAGCAUCGCCAACAAGUACGACAACACUUGCCUUAUGAUCGCGGCUUACAAAGGCCACACGGACGUGGUGAGGUACCUCCUCGAGCAGCACGCCGAUCCCAACGCCAAAGCCCACUGCGGGGCCACGGCGCUGCACUUCGCGGCCGAGGCCGGCCACCUGGAGAUAGUGAGGGAGCUGGUCAAGUGGAAGGCGGCGAUGAUUGUGAACGGCCAUGGGAUGACCCCGCUGAAGGUCGCCGCCGAGAGCUGCAAGGCCGACGUUGUGGAGCUGCUGCUGGCUCACGCCGACUGCGACCGGAGAAGCCGGAUCGAAGCUCUGGAACUCCUGGGCGCCUCGUUUGCCAAUGACAGGGAAAACUAUGAUAUAAUGAAGACUUACCACUAUUUAUAUUUAGCGAUGCUGGAGAGGUACCGAGACAGCGAGAACGUAAUUGAAAAAGAAGUUCUUCCCCAAAUUGAAGCUUACGGCAACAGGACUGAAUGCAGGACUCCUCAGGAAUUAGAGUCCAUUAGGCAGGACCGAGAUGCCCUGCACAUGGAAGGCCUCAUUGUGCGGGAAAGAAUUCUGGGCUCGGACAAUAUCGAUGUUUCUCACCCCAUUAUUUACCGCGGAGCUGUUUAUGCGGAUAACAUGGAGUUCGAACAGUGUGUCAAGCUGUGGCUCCACGCGUUGCACCUGAGGCAGAAAGGCAACAGGAACACUCACAAGGACCUCCUGAGGUUCGCUCAGGUCUUCUCGCAGAUGAUCCACUUGAAUGAGCCCGUGAAGGCCAAGGACAUCGAGAGCGUUCUGAGGUGCAGCCUCUUGGAGAUAGAGCAAGGCAUGUCCCGGAUCAAAACCACCCAAGACUCUGACAUCCACACAGCCAUGGACAACUACGAAUGCAACAUUUUUACCUUCCUCUACUUAGUCUGCAUCUCUACCAAGACGCAGUGCAGCGAGGAGGAUCAGUCGCAAAUCAACAAGCAGAUCUAUAACCUGAUUCACCUCGACCCCAGAACCCGCGAUGGCUCCAGUCUGCUGCAUCACGCUGUCAAUUCCAGCACUCCGGUGGACGACUUCCACACGAACGACGUCUGCAGCUUCCCCAACGCGCUCGUCACGAAACUCUUGCUAGAUUGUGGUGCUGACGUGAACGCUGUGGACAACGAAGGAAACAGUCCGCUCCACAUCAUCGUCCAGUACCACAGGCCCAUCAGUGACUUCUUGACGUUGCACUCAAUCAUCAUUAGCCUGGUGGAGGCUGGUGCUCACACGGACAUGACGAAUAAGCAGAAGAAAACCCCUCUGGAUAAAAGUACGACAGGGGUGUCUGAAAUACUCCUUAAAACUCAAAUGAAGCUGAGUCUCAAGUGCCUGGCUGCCCGAGCAGUGCGGAUCUAUAACAUCAGCUACCAGAACCAGAUCCCCAGAACUCUGGAGGAGUUUGUCAAGUUUCACUAG